AUGUCUAAAGCCGUAUUCCGGCUCGAACAACAACAAAUGCACCUGCUAGACCCGAGUUCGGACAGGAGAGAGACAGGGCACGCCAUGCGAUCGGUCUUCACCAGAAACGCGGCUCCUCCCGCGGGACCAUACAGCCAAGCGAUCAAAGCUGCUGGCCAGGUUUUCUGUUCAGGUCAACUACCCACAGACCCGGCGGGCGUAUUGAUCACGGGAACAGUUGCAGAGAAGACAGAGGCAUGUAUUAGGAAUUUGAAGGCAAUUCUUGGAGAGGCCGGAAGUGAACUUGGGAAGGUCAUCUUCCUCUCUGAUAUGCAAUAUUUCCAAGAGAUGAACGCCGAAUACGAGAAAUGGUUCUCGCAUAAGCCCGCAAGGAGCUGUGUCGCUGUGAGGACACUACCUAAGAAUGCGGAUGUUGAGAUCGAAGCGAUUGCCAUACAAUGA
This is a messenger RNA of Capronia epimyces CBS 606.96, 441 nucleotides long. Its product is annotated as endoribonuclease L-PSP. The transcript has 3 exons. Gene Ontology annotation, cellular component: mitochondrion; cytosol. Lineage: Eukaryota; Fungi; Ascomycota; Eurotiomycetes; Chaetothyriales; Herpotrichiellaceae. The record is from RefSeq and is a predicted model, not a curated record. Bases 1 to 441 code for a protein of 146 amino acids. Gene Ontology annotation, molecular function: deaminase activity.